UCAUUUAAUUUAAUUGGCUAUUGCAGAAUGGUGAGACCCCGUUGCACGUAGCAGCUAAGAAUGGAUAUAACGAGGCAGUCACGAUGCUUCUUAAUCGUGGUGCCUAUUCUAAAGCUACAACAAAUAACCUCAUGACUCCAUUACAACUUGCUACUUGUUAUGCACUGCGAUCGAAAAACUACUUGACAGUGAAAACAUUGUCAGAGAGCAAUGCUAAUUGCUUGGUGAAACGUGAUGGAAUAAAUGGAAAGAUGGAUGAGUUUGAACGUGAACUAUCCAAGAUAGUCGGACUUCGUGAGCUUAAACGACAGCUCAAGACAUGGGCAAAAGGAAUGCUCAUGGAUGAGAAGCGUCGUGCCAUGGGAGUAAAUCUUGGACCAAGAAAAGCACCUCAUAUGGCAUUCCUUGGAAAUCCCGGGACAGGUAUUUUCGAUGAAUUUUCCUUAUAUAUCUUUCAGUGUUUUUAUUUAUAA
Erythranthe guttata (spotted monkey flower) is the source of this 473-nucleotide messenger RNA. Lineage: Eukaryota; Viridiplantae; Streptophyta; Magnoliopsida; Lamiales; Phrymaceae. The record is from RefSeq and is a predicted model, not a curated record.